UCGCGCUUAGUAUCAUACGGGCGUAUCUACAAUGAUCGAUUUCUCUUCAUCGAUUUCUCUUUCUUUAAUAACUUUGCCGGUAAAUCAUUUUCGGUUAUUUUUGUUGUUUUAGAUGCUAGUCCUAGUCGUCCUUCACCGAAGUACACCGAGAGAUCAUCCGAAUAUUGGUCGUAUUUUCCGGAAUACUCCGAAGAGAAAAUCGAUGAAGAGAAAUCGAUCAUUGUAGAUACGCCUGUAUGAUACUAAACGCGAGAUUUGCUCUCGUUAGAUCUGUCUUGCCCCUAGGUCAAACCUAAAGACACUAUGUGCAAAGACACGAAAUGUUCCAAUUGGAAUUCCAAAUUUUCUGUCAAUGUCAUUCCAAUCGAGCAGGAGACCUGUCAAACGUGCUUUAAAGCAUUGCUCGUCGGCAUCAUCCAAUCAUGACGAUGAUCAUCAUCGACAACAACAAUCAUCACACUUCGUAUCUUUGCUUAUCGAUCAAUCGAUCAACGAUCGAUCAAUUCUGACACUUCGUAUUGUCGCGCUUAUCUUAGAUUCUCAGUGUGGUGAUAGGUCUGUAACCAAUCUAUGGUAAAGCUCUGUAAGCAUACGAAGAGGAAUAAUAAAUGUAGCUAAUCAGUGAAGCGGCCUCGUGUUUGAUCUAGCGUGCUUUCCCUAUCACAAAUUGGCGACAGGAUUGGAUUUUUUUAACGUUUUUCGGUGAUUAUUUGUGCGUUAGUACCCAAGGAAUAACUACGGAGUGUGUGUGAGAGGUGGCCUGCGUCUAGAAAGCAGAGAGGAAAGCUCGAUGAGAAAACCGCACCUCCGACCUCACCAGUGAGUUGCGCGUUGGUCUGUGUCUAGUAAACAGAAGAGUCCAAGUGAUAAAGCUCUGUGUCUUGUAAACAGAAAGGUCCGCGUCACGAUAGCGGUAGAAAAAAAACAAGUGGUGGAUACGGACACGGCGUCCGCCUAGAAUUGGCUCUGUGUCAAGAGAACAGAAAGAACGUAUAGUAGAAGCGGAAUUUUUCGAGUCAUAUACGCUGCGGCUGGUAAGCAAAAAAAAAAAGAGAUUUGUUUUGUUGGGUGAACUAAUUUGAAGGAGGGUAAUUUCAGAUCGGUGAGACAGGCUCGUGAGUCGACAGAAUACUCACCCACGAGAGAAAUACUGCUGUUUGCGAUGGACGAAAACCGGUUGCUUUCUAAGCUACCUCCGUUUUCAGUCGUGGGAGUCCCCUUGACGGACCGCAGGAAUAAAUGGAUUACGUGGAAGCGAGGGUUUGAAAUCUGUCUGCGUGCUGCCAAAAUAGAAGAUGGAACCGAAAAGAAAGAUAUGCUUCUGGCGUGCGGGUCGUUUGAGCUCCAAGAGAUAUUUUUCAGCAUACCGGGAGCAGACGUGGCUGCGGAUGCUGAGAACGAGGUUGAUCCCUACAUGGUGGCAAUGAAAAAGUUGGACGACUAUUUCGCCCCCCAACGUCACGAAGCCCACGAACGUUUCCUGUUUUGGUCGAUGAAACCGGAGCCGGAAGAAACAUUGGAAAAGUUCCUUAUGCGGGUACAGGCUCAUGGAACAAAAUGCAACUUUGGAAGAACGGCGUCGGAGAGCUCUGGUAUUGCGAUUGUUGACAAGAUGCUCCAAUUCGUACCAAAUCAAUUGCGUGCGAAAUUGCUUCAGGAGAAAGAUCUCACCCUGGAGGAGCUUGUUAAGCAAGUAAAUGCGUAUGAAACGUCACGAGUAGCCAGUGAUCAGAUGAGCGGAAGAGGUGUUCAGAUGCAACCAAGUAGGCCAAUGAUGGACAACGUGCAGUUUGUAGCGGCAUCCUGCAAAUUCUGUGCCCGAUCGCACGGGCAUCAGCCUUGCCCAGCUCGUGAUAAGACAUGUGCGAAAUGCGGCAAGCGGGGUCACUUUGCCGUGGCUUGCUAUUCUUCCCCAGUGUACGCAUCAUCAAGCAGACAAAUGCACAGCAAUAAACCAAGCAGAAACCCUUCUCUAAAACGACCAUAUGAAGCAACAGUUCCCGCUGGUUCUGGUCCAGUGGCGAAGAAGAAAGCCAUGCAAUUCGCUCGGAAGAUACACGCCAUCGAGGGCGAGAACGAAGAGGAGAGUUUCGAACUGGUUGAGAUGGUGACUUCCGGUAACGAUUCAGAUGAACUGAUUUGGGCAAAAGUCGGCGGUGUGCUGAUAGAAAUGCAGAUUGACUCGGGCGUCCAGUCUAACAUCAUUGACGACCGUACGUGGGAAUCGAUGACGAAGAACGGAGUCGGCAUUAUUGGAGAUGUUCGGGAGUCGGAUCGAAGGUAUGAAUUUAAUUUUUAUUUUGAUUGGUUAGCAGAUUUUCAGCCAGAAAAUGCUGAUUAAUCUCCAGUUUUGUAGGUAUUGGAACUUGUAAAUAAGUAGGUUAAUUUUCUAUAUAGGUUCAAAGCUUAUGCUCAAGCAGAUUGCCUGAAAGUAAUCGCUAUGUUUGAUGCAGAAAUAAUCAUCCCGGACGGGGACAAACAACUAAAAGCAAUCUCACGGUUUUAUGUCGUGGAAAACGGACCACAGCCACUUCUAGGUAAGACAACAGCGAAGCAAUUAGGUGUUUUGCUUGUCGGAUUACCCAGCCAGCGAGAAUCGGUUCAUCACGUAGAAGCUUGCCGGGCAUUCCCUUGCAUCCGUGGAGUGAAAAUUCGUAUCCCCAUAGAUAAGUCGGUAGAACCCGUUGCCCAGCGUCUCCGACGGUUGCCUUUACCGAUGUUGGACAAGGUAGACGAGAAGUUAAAUGAAUUGCUUUCCAAGGACAUCAUCGAAAAGGUGUCUGAACCAAGCCGCUGGGUGUCACCGAUGGUCAUAGUGGUCAAAGACAGUGGAGAUAUCCGGC
This is a messenger RNA of Aedes albopictus (Asian tiger mosquito), 2843 nucleotides long. RefSeq lists its product as uncharacterized. Lineage: Eukaryota; Metazoa; Arthropoda; Insecta; Diptera; Culicidae. Bases 1163 to 2341 code for a protein of 392 amino acids. The record is from RefSeq and is a predicted model, not a curated record. Gene Ontology annotation, molecular function: nucleic acid binding; zinc ion binding. The transcript has 2 exons.